UUGAGCAAGAGAGUGGAGGAGGCGAAGUGGAUGCAGUUGAAUCAGAAGGAAAAAAGUCCGGGUGGAUGUACUACUACGGAUGGAUGUAGGGACGCACGGACGGACGGAGCAACACAUGGAUGUACGCUGAACGUCGAGAGACCCGGGACGAGCGAGCGAGCUUCUGCAUCCCCUUGUGAGAGGGUGAGAGAAAGAGAGAGAGAGCCGCAGUGAGCCGGGAAAAUAGCGCACGGUCCUCAGCCGGCGGAGUUGACCGAGGAGAACCUUCGCAUUGGUAUUCAGCGGACGGGAGCUCCACCAUCUCACUGCGCCUUUUCCCCAGGAUGGGAUCACAGAGAGGGGAUUGUGCGAGGCACUGGAGAGCCCCCCUCCGAUGGAUGUGAAGGUGUACACGGAGUGCAACGGUUGUGGUCACCCUAAGGCGACGGCUUUCUAAACUGGUACUGGCAUAGUCAGGAAGCCCCCUUGGAGGAGUCCGUCGUCCGGCCGAAGCCAUCGACCCGUUGAGCAGAUAAUUUGGCUUGUCGGGGAUCAUCACAGAGCAAAUAGGCUGCAGUGAUGCCCCAGCGAGGCGACGGAGCCUUCGGACACGUCCGGAACCAUCCUCCGGAUGUCCUAUUGAGAUUGCAACAAUUGCCCGCGGACCCCUUCUUCCACAUCGAGUAAUUGAAAAUCCCCAUCUCCUCCACCAAGAAGACUUUGUGUCCUGAUUCGCAUGUCAGGGCAGGAGGAGAACCCAUUUUUAUAGGGAACAAUUUUAUCCUACUUUUUUCUUCUUCGCCUACCCUCUGGGUUUUUUUCAGCGAGAUAAAACACAGUGCAAUUCUUUUUCUUCCUGAUGGAGUAGACUGUCCUCAAUAGAUAACAAGCAGGUAAAAAACAGAGAAGAGAAUUAACAAAGGUUGUUAAAAAAAACACUUGUUUGGAAAGUGCGAUGGAUCGGGUAGAAAACGUUGCGGUUUAGAGUCCUGCCAGCGGGAAAAUGACUCGGUAAACAGGUAGACACGAGAAGACGGACAGACAGGCCAGGCAUGCGACUCAUUGUCAUUCCGAGCGUGUGAGAGGGAGAGAAGACAGCAGGAAAAAAAGGACAGCGAGGAGGGGAGGGGAGAGGCUACGGCGGCCCUGUUGUUUUUGCAGCAGGCCUGCCCGCGCUAAUAGAACAGGUGGAAGGCAGGAAGGAAGGGAGAGCAGGUGUGCUAAACCCUCCUCUUCGUCUGCUUGCCGUUUACACUUUUAUGUUACCCCCUCCAUCAGUUGGAGAGGCGAUUGCUUUUCUCGCCGAAAAAGCCCUUUCCCCGCUCUCUCUCGUGUCACGACCCGACGGAAAGAAAAACAGGCCCCGCUAUCGAUCCGCCCCGAAGGGAUUAUUUUUGUUUCCAUCGCACAAUAAACACCGAAAUCCUGCGGAUUCCUUCACCGUGUCCUAAGCAGUCUUCUCUCGCCUGCCCAACCACCCACCACCACCACCACCAUCACCAGCAGCAGCUAAUAAGUGACACACCGUGCCCCCCUCUGGCUCCCCCAAGGCCGACCCUCUUGGCUGAAGCGAUCCAAAGUCUGUAGGUCGUCAGAUCUCGGUGCCAGUUCUCCCCCCUUUUUCUCCUGCUGCAGCGCUUCUGAUUACCAUCUUCAUUCCUUCUGUGGUGGAACAGGCAGCCAGCAGACCGUUCUCCAUGAGGAGCAGUAGAAGAUGCCGGCUCUGCCAGCACUGCUGCUGUCAAUACACUUCCUGUUCUUCCUCCUGCUAGCCAACAUGCCACCACGCUCACUUUGUCAAACACCUGUACUCUCCGCUGUUCGCAUGGCGGCCAUCUUGGACGACCAGUCCGUGUGUGGGCGCGGCGAGCGUCUGGCGCUGUCGUUGGCCAGGGAAAACAUCAACAGCCUAAUGGAGGGCCCGGCCCGAGCUCGAGUGGAGGUGGACAUCUACGAGCUCCAGAAAGACUCCCAGUAUGACACCACUGACACUAUGUGUCAGAUUCUUCCCAAAGGUGUUGUGUCGGUGAUAGGCCCAGCGUCUAGCCCUGCCUCUGGCUCCACUGUCAGUCACAUAUGCGGCGAGAAAGAGAUCCCGCAUGUAAAAAUUGGUCCAGAAGAGACGCCUCGUCUCCCUUACCUCCGCUUCGCCUCCGUUACCUUGUACCCCAGCAAUGAGGACCUGAGCCUGGCCAUAGGGGCCAUUCUGCGCUCCUUCAGCUAUCCCUCCGCAAGCCUGGUCUGCGCCAAGGCUGAAUGCCUGCUGAGAUUGGAGGAACUGGUGCGUCGCUUCCUCAUCUCCCGCGAGACGCUGUCAGUCAGGAUGCUGGAUGACAACCUGGACCCGACCCCGCUGCUGAAGGAGAUCCGCGACGACAAAGUCGCCACCAUCAUCAUCGACGCCAAUGCCUCCGUCUCCUACCUCAUCCUCAAGAAGGCAUCAGAGCUGGGGAUGACAUCACCGUUCUACAAGUACAUCCUAACCACUAUGGACUUCCCCCUCAUGAGGCUAGAUGACAUCGUGGAUGAGCAGUCGAAUGUGGUGGGCUUCUCCAUGUUCAACACCACCCAUCCCUUCUAUCUGGAGUUCAUCCGCAGCCUCAACCUGUCAUGGAAUGAGGGCUGUGAUCUAUCCUACCCGGGUCCAGCGCUGUCGUCAGCGCUGAUGUUUGAUGCGGUGCACGUGGUGGUGGGGGCGGUGAGGGAACUGAACCGCAGUCAGGAAAUAGGAGUGAAGCCGCUCAGCUGCACCUCACCUCAGAUCUGGCAACACGGGACGAGUCUUAUGAAUUACCUGCGCAUGUGUGUUGUCAAAGCAGCCGAGGCGCCAUCCCUCAUUGCCUUCUCCCCACCGGCCAGACAUCUGUCCAUGUUAGUCAUCAUCAUGGGGAGCUCCAUCCUCAACGUUCCUCAUACAUUUCCUGGGCAUUUGAGUUCAUACACGGAGGUGGAGUACGACGGCCUGACAGGGCACGUGGAGUUCAACAGCAAAGGUCAGAGGACCAACUACACCCUGCGGAUCCUGGAGAAGCACCGAGGAGGCCACAAAGAGAUUGGGAUCUGGUACUCCAACAACACCCUGGCGAUGAACUCCACCAGCCUGGAUAUUAAUGUGUCGGAGACGCUUGCCAACAAGACCCUCAUUGUCACCACCAUUCUGGAAAACCCAUACGUGAUGCGCAAGGACAACUACCAGGACUUCCAGGGCAACGAGCAGUAUGAGGGAUUCUGUGUGGACAUGCUGAGAGAAUUGGCGGAUAUCCUCAAGUUCUCCUUCAAGAUCAAGCUGGUUGACGACGGUCUGUACGGCGCCCCGGAGCCCAACGGCUCUUGGACGGGCAUGGUUGGCGAGCUUAUCAACAGGAAAGCCGACCUGGCCGUGGCGGGCUUCACCAUCACGUCGGAGCGGGAGAAAGUGAUCGACUUCUCCAAGCCCUUCAUGACUCUGGGGAUCAGUAUCCUGUAUAGGGUUCAUCUGGGUCGUAAACCGGGUUACUUCUCCUUCCUGGACCCUUUCUCGCCGGCCGUCUGGCUCUUCAUGCUGCUCGCCUACCUGGCUGUGAGCUGCGUGCUUUUCCUGGCUGCAAGGCUGAGCCCGUACGAGUGGUACAACCCUCACCCGUGCCUGCGAGAACGCCGGGACAUGCUGGAGAAUCAGUACACGCUGGGCAACAGCUUGUGGUUCCCCGUCGGCGGGUUCAUGCAGCAGGGUUCCGAAAUAAUGCCUCGGGCCUUAUCCACCAGAUGUGUCAGUGGCGUGUGGUGGGCGUUCACCCUCAUCAUAAUCUCAUCCUACACAGCCAACCUGGCUGCCUUCCUGACAGUACAGAGAAUGGAGGUCCCUAUCGAGUCUCCGGAUGACUUGGCUGACCAAACCAACAUUGAAUACGGGACUAUCCACGGCGGCAGCACCAUGACUUUCUUCAUGAACUCUCGCUACCAGACAUACCAGCGCAUGUGGAACUACAUGAACUCCAAGCAGCCCAGUGUGUUCGUCAAGAGCACCGAAGAGGGCAUCGCCCGCGUGGUCAACUCUAAGUACGCCUUCCUGAUGGAGAGUACCAUGAAUGAGUACCACCGCGGCCUCAACUGCAACCUCACGCAGAUCGGGGGCCUGCUGGACACCAAGGGAUAUGGCAUCGGCAUGCCGCUGGGUUCGCCAUUUCGAGACGAGAUCACGCUGGCCAUUCUCCAGCUGCAGGAGAACAACAGACUGGAAAUCCUAAAGAGGAGGUGGUGGGAGGGAGGACAGUGUCCAAAAGAGGAGGACCACCGUGCCAAAGGUCUUGGCAUGGAGAACAUCGGGGGCAUCUUUGUAGUGCUCAUCUGCGGCCUCAUCAUCGCCGUGUUUGUGGCCAUUAUGGAGUUUGUAUGGUCAACACGCCGCUCGGCAGAGACAGAUGAGGUAUGCCCCCAUACCUGCCCUCGCCGAACCCACAGACACACCCCAGUGUCUGUCUGUCAGGAGAUGAUCACAGAGUUCCGAAACGCCGUCUCCUGUAAGAAGAGCUCACGCCUGCGUCGCCGCCGCCCGCUCAGCAGCUCGGCAGCGGCCCUUCGACACCCCAACCGCUUCGCCCUGGGGGCCCCGCGACCCUUGCGCCUGGUCCGAGAGAUGCGGCUGAGCAACGGUAAACUCUACAGCGGAGCCGGACCCCUCACAGGCGGGGUGGGAGGAGGCGCUGGGCCACCCGAUCUGGGACCGGGUCCCCAGCGGCUCCUCGAAGAUCCCCUUGGUGCCAAUGCCACCCCUCCGCCACCGGCGCCUACCCCGGUAAUGUUGCCCAGCCGCAGUUGCACCCACGUGAGAAUCUGCCAGGAGUGUCGCCGCAUCCAGAGCCUCAGGUCGGACAGCAGUUUGGGUUCGACCAUCACGAGGAUACCGCCGUCGUCGGCGCCCCUGCCACGUCUACCCCCGCCCCCUCCCCCGUCCUCGUCCAACACGGACAGCGAGGGCGGAGGGGGUCCAAGCCCCAGGCGGCUGCACAGCCCCCCACAUCACCCUGCUCGGUCCAUUCCUCUUCAACAGAACCUAAACAAAGCGGACCUCCUGGGGGAGCAGGCCUGAGGGUGAAAGCAACAAACUGCUUGAUCCCAAAACUGAGGAAAAUAAAAAAAAGACAUGCAGAUUAAUGGACUUUUUGGAAAAAAAAAAAAAAAAAAAUCAAGCGGAUACAAAAACACGGAAACUUGAACCCAAUGUCUGGGUGACCUUGAAGUCUGCCGAGAGAGCGGCAGCUGCUCGCAUGCGCUUUUGAACACUCCCUUUUGACCAGAAUUGAUGGAAGUGCUCAUGGCCAAACCGUGCUUUGGAUUCUUUCACUACUCCGCGUAAGCGAGGCAUUUUACCCCCUCCUUUUUCUUCCGCAGACACUACUGGGAAGCUACCCGUUCACUGGAGGACGUGUUGUACCUGUAUGCUGUUUUAAAUUGAACUGAAAGACUUCCUGAGGAUUAUUAUAUGUUUUAUUCAUUUUUGUCUUGUUUUGUUGCCAUUUGUUCUAAGUGGGAGUUCAAUAAAAGCCUUCUAUGUGACAAUUGCAGUGGAUUAUGACAAAAAUAUGACUACGGCUAAUUAAGUCUGAGAGUUUUGUGUCCCUCCCUUUAUUGCCGCCGCUAUUGGAAGGAUGUGCAAACAGAAGGAUGUGUCAACGGUUCAAACGGUCACAAAAGUCUGGUCUGUAGUACAUUUUUACCAAUGUAUGUGUGCGUGUUUAUUUAUAAAGUGUCUGGACUCACAGUAAAAAGCUUUGGCGAGCAGCAGAACACGCCUCUCUUAAAGUCUAUCGGGAUGCUUUAAAAUGGGAAAUUAACGUCCCUCGUUGUCCCUUCACGGUUAGAUAUAAGUCAAGACGGAAAGAAGGCAAAAAGAAGUGAGUUCAUCCUCUGCGAUUAGACAGGUCCUGAUCCUUUAAUUCUAGGCAUCUUUUUAAAGGGGUUUGUUAAUACGCCAGCAAGCUGUGUCUGCAGCUACAGACUUGGCUGUCCGGCACACAGGCCCUGUGCCAGAAUGAUGGACUCAACACAGCCUCGUCAAUACUGUCUCAAGCUUUUGAUUACCUAAUUACUCCCCUUGCCCUGCCGAGGAGGGGGAAGCGCUUCGGAAUUGAGCACGUUGACAGCAUACUGAUGACUGCAGUACAUGUUUUUUGCUUUGGGAAAACGACUGCCUAACUUUUAAUUGCAAGUUGUUAAUGUUACGGGGCUCUGUCGUUUAGAGCAAAACACUAAAGCGGUCGAUGUGCUCGGAAGUUUGUGGCGGCGACAUGAAUACUUGGGAGAUGAUUCAAAGUGUAGCAGCCGUGCCACCACUUUACCCCGUGAAAAAUCAAUUCAAUUGACCUGACUAACAUUUGUCAAUGUCCACUUUUUCCCUACAUGAAGGUUGUGAAGUUGCCAUGGUCACUGAUGUUACUGCUAGUCACAUUUUUUAAAGAAAAACUUAAAUUACAACACAGAACAAGAAAUGGCUUAAAACUGUACAGAUAAAACAUUGUAACCAGUUGCUCAAUACAGUACCUCUACACAUGGCCUUACCCAUAUAGUUAACGCUGAAUCGCCUAACCCAUCAGACUUGACCCGAAACCACCUUACAAUGAACAACAAGCUCAAAUGAUACCCCUAAAUCUUUAACUCUAGUCAUCCAGCCCAUUAGACCACACCCCUUUCACACUAAAACCACAACUUCCUAACCUCUGUAAUUUACCCCAAAAACACUUCCCAAACCUUCCACUAACCCUAGUCCCUUUACCAUUUAACCACAAUCCAUAACCUUGGUAUUCCUAGAGGCUUUUACUGGUACCCCUUGAAAUUUUAAAUCAUUAGUGCAGACAGGCUGGCAUUUUCUCAAUAUGGGAUCUUGUCGGUGCUUGUAUUCUCGGGUCCUUGUGAAUUGCCAUUAGAGCCAGACCGAGUACUGUAUCAAUCCUAAAUGGGUAGCAGACUUAGAACAGUUGAGUCCCGCGUGUUCUUCUCGCCACACCCUCUUCAGCCAGUGUGUUCCAGAGCAGAUUUCUGUAUUCAUGGGGACUGCCGUAUUCCAUAUUCCUUGAAGGCAAAACA
This is a messenger RNA of Corythoichthys intestinalis (scribbled pipefish), 7041 nucleotides long. It is a transcript of the gene grik5, whose product is annotated as glutamate receptor, ionotropic, kainate 5. Bases 1694 to 5047 code for a protein of 1117 amino acids. Gene Ontology annotation, cellular component: postsynaptic density membrane; kainate selective glutamate receptor complex; presynaptic membrane. The transcript is spliced from 23 exons. Lineage: Eukaryota; Metazoa; Chordata; Actinopteri; Syngnathiformes; Syngnathidae. Gene Ontology annotation, molecular function: kainate selective glutamate receptor activity; transmitter-gated monoatomic ion channel activity involved in regulation of postsynaptic membrane potential. The record is from RefSeq and is a predicted model, not a curated record. Gene Ontology annotation, biological process: modulation of chemical synaptic transmission; monoatomic ion transport; synaptic transmission, glutamatergic.